Molecule: messenger RNA, 6194 nt
Organism: Patella vulgata (common limpet)
Lineage: Eukaryota; Metazoa; Mollusca; Gastropoda; Patellidae
Product: murinoglobulin-1
Exons: 38
Coding region: 87-5396 (1769 amino acids)
Cellular component (GO): extracellular region
Molecular function (GO): endopeptidase inhibitor activity
Source: RefSeq, a predicted model, not a curated record
AAAACCAGCUGAAAUGAACGUCCACUCAACAGUAGAAGAGGUUUGUUGUGUAGUACACAGGACACGAGUCUACUACAAGUUCCAUAAUGGCAGAACUUGCCAUUUUUCUGUGCCUCCUAUUAUUUAAGUCAGUAGAAAGUGUGAACAGUAAUGAAACGGGCUAUAUACUUACACUACCAAGAAUUCUUCAAGCUGGAGCUAAAGAAAGAUUUUGUUUGAUGUUUCAUGAUGGUCCCCUGGAAUAUUCAACAUUUACACUUAGAUUAACACAUCAAGAUACAGAAAUCCAAGACACCUAUGAAUUAUGGACAGAUGAGGGUGGUUGUGAAGAAUUCGCAAUACCCAAUAAAGUUGGAACUUAUACGGUGUCACUUGUUCAUGAUGAUAAACUACUUCAAGAGAUGGAAGUGGAAGUCCGAGGCCAAAAUCUUAUUACAUUUAUUCAGACAGACAAACCAAUGUAUAAACCAGGACAGAAAGUAAAUUAUCGUAUAAUGACUAUGAAGAGAGAUCUUAAACCAAGAGUUGGAAAGAUAACUGAAGUAUUCAUCAAAGACCCAAAUGAAAUACGAGUAAAACAAUGGCUUGAUAUUGAUUCAGAUGGUCUGAGUAGUUUUGAAUUUCAACUGGCUGCUGAACCCAAGCUUGGUGAUUGGACUAUUGAAGCUAAUAUUGAUAAUGAACUUACUAAACAGACAUUCAAAGUGGCAGAAUAUGUUCUACCAAAGUUUGAAGUUACCAUAAAUCCUCCAAAAUAUCUGCUCGCUAAUGUAUCAAAUGUAGAGGGAGAAAUAUGUGCAAACUAUACAUAUGGUCAGCCAGUUAAAGGUUUCUUAUCUGCUGAAAUUUGUUUAGGGGGAUUGAGAACUUUUUCAUCUUGUGCUAAAAUUGAUGAGGAGAUUGAUGGAUGUUACAAGUUUUCUGUAUCAGGAUCGGACGUAGGAUUUCGACCAGAUUCUUAUUUGUAUAGAUCAAAAUUGAAGAUAUCUGCAUCUGUCACAGAAAGAAACACGGGAAUUGAAGUAAAAAAAUCUCACACAGGACCGUCUGUUUCAUUUGAUCCACUGAAGAUAACGUUAGAAGAUGAUACAAAUAACCAUUUUAAACCAUCAUUUCCAUACCGUGGACGUGCAGUUAUUACUAAACCUGAUGGUUCACCAGCACCAGGAGAAGUUAUAGAGAUCAGUAUGAUUAAUUAUAAAAAUGAUAUACGAUUAGCUAGAAAUUUCACAUCAGAUAAAGAUGGGUUGAUUCAUUUCUCAACUUGCGAUCCUAUUACAACCAAUACAUCAAAGUUUAGAAUAGAGGCUAGAGGUGUUAAUUAUGCAGCCAAUGAUUUUUCUCCACCAUCUUACCGAAUCUACAUGCCUAGAGGAUUUAAUACUGUUAAACAAUGGUUUUCUCCAUCUCUUAGUCACAUUCAAAUACCAAGAAGAAUGAAAGACGCUGUCAAGUGUGGUGAAGAAAUUACAUUCGACAUUCCAUACACAACAACAUUAGAUUCCUACACAGUCUUUAAUUUCCAGGUUAUGUCAAGAGGAAGAAUUAUACACACAGGACACAUGGAACACCAUUUUCUGAAACAUGAUUCUAUGGCAGUAUUGGAGGUACCAGAAGAAGAGUGCUUGAUAAGAGAAAUUGCUAAACCGGUUUCUCCACCUCCUCCACCUGUGGUUGUACCAGUCUAUUUGGACAAUGUGAAAACAACAACAACACGUAAACCACAGCAACGAGUAGAAGAAAUGGUCCCGACUGAAGGAGAUUAUCAAUCUGAAACUGCUGAGAAUGUCGAAGGUAAAAGAAAACAGGUUGUAGAAGAAGAAAUUAAACAAGAAAUCUUUGAACCACUGAAUGCACCAAUUAGAAGAAAGAGAUCUAUGAUAAUGCCUGACAUGACAAAUGCUGAAGAAAUUCCUGUAAAAAUGUCAGAAAAUCCCUCCACACAUGUUUCACAUGUUAAAAUUAAGUUUGUUGUGACACCAGAAAUGUCACCUAAAGCCAGUUUACUUGUGUACUAUGUUCGAGCUGAUGGUGAAACUGUAGCAGACAGCAUACAGUUUGAUGUUGAGCCAUGUUUUAGAAAUAAGGUGAGUAUGGAGUUUACUGAAGAACAAGUUUUACCAGGUGCUACAACAGGUAUUAAACUGGAAGCUGCUCCAGGUUCAUUAUGUUCUAUUGGUAUUGUUGAUAAAAGUGUUAACAUUCUGGGUGGAGAUCAUCAGAUUACACCAGAAAAGCUUUUGAAGAAAUUAGAUGAAUUUAGUGUGUCUCGUUAUGGCUACAAUUAUUUUAGUGAUAAAGAUUAUUGUGAAAAAAAAUUAGAAGGAAGGAAAGAAAAUGAAGGACCAGAAAUGUAUCAAUUUGGAUGGUUUGAAAGUCAAUAUUCAUCUAAUUAUGUUGAUGCUGUACAGGCAUUUAAGUCAAUGGGAUUAUUAGUUAUGACCAAUCUGGUUUUAGAGACAAGACCAUGUUCUGUAUCUAGAAUCACACCACAGUUUUAUGCCUAUGAUGGAGGUCGAGGAAUGCCAAUUAUGCAACAUAGUCCUAGUAGGAGGACCUUUUUAAAGAAAAAACAUCAACAUGUGAAAAACAAUCCUUCUAGUUCCACAAUAUCGAUAGAUGACAACAUAAUCAGAAAUUAUUUCCCAGAAACAUGGCUGUGGAGCCUUGAGAAAAUUGGUGAGGAUGGUCAAUUGAUAAUAAUGGAAGCUGCUCCCCACACGGUAACCAAAUGGAUUGGUAAUACUAUUUGCACGAGUAAAGAAGUGGGUUUUGGAUUUGCCCCAGUAACAUCACUAACUACAUUCCAACCGUUUUUCUUAUCCUUUUCACUGCCUUAUUCUGCAAUUCGAGGAGAACGUCUGCCCAUCAGAAUAACUGUAUUUAAUUAUCUGGAUAAAUGUGUGAUGAUGCAGAUGAAUAUUCAAGUGUCUGAUGAUGAAAUAGUAAUUGUUCAUGGCGAAUCUAAUAAUGCACCAUUCUGUCUUUGUGGUGGUCAAAGUAAUACCAAAAAAUAUUAUAUUAUUCCUGAAGAAAUUGGUCAUCUACCUAUAACAGCUUCUGCUGAAAUUGUUCCUGGAUUAUGUGAUAAUUCAGUAGAGAUGGAUACACAGUAUAUUGGAAGAAGUGACACAGCACAAAGAAAUAUUUCUGUUAAGUCAGAGGGUGUUCUCCAAGAAUUUUCAUACAGCAAAUACAUAUGUCCCAAUGAUGCAGAACAGAUAGAAGAUUUUGAUAUACCAAUACCAGAUGAUAUUGUCCUGGAUUCUGCUCGUGGUGAAAUCGCUGUCAUAGGUGAUAUUAUGGGACCAGCUUUAUCAAAUCUUGACAGUCUUAUAUCGCAACCUACUGGAUGUGGUGAACAGACUAUGGUUAAAUUUACACCAAAUAUUUAUAUUUUAAAAUAUCUCAGCAGUGUUCAGCAGAAUACAGACGCAAUUGAAACUCUUGCUAAACAUUAUAUGGAAAUAGGUUAUCAGAGAGAAUUAACAUUUCGACAUGAUGAUGGCUCAUACAGCGCAUUUGGUAAAUCAGAUGCUUCUGGUAGCACAUGGUUAACAGCUUUUGUUGUCCAGUCUUUUGCUCAAGCCAAGGACUACAUUUACAUUGAUUCACAAGAUUUAGAAAAAAGUGUUACCUUUUUAAUGUCCACUCAGCUGGAAAACGGUUGCUUUCGAGAAGUGGGAAAAGUAUUCAGUUCCUAUAUGAUGGGAGGAUUGAGUAAAACAUCUUCAGAAGCUGAUAUUACAGCAAUUACUGCUUAUGUGAUCAUCUCAUUACUGGAGGCUAAUAUUUCAAAGGAUAAUUCAGCAUUGACAAUGGCAAUGAAGUGUUUGAAUCUUCAAGAAAAUACUGAUGAUACCUAUACUAAGGCCAUAGUAGCGUAUGCUAACGUUUUGUUUGAUGCAGAUAGUGAUCAUUCCAAGAGAACAAUGGAAGCUUUAAAUGAAAAAGCCAUUGUAGAUGGCUCGCUAAAACACUGGGGACGUAAGAAGGUAGAACCCAAACCAGAAAAUUAUUUUCAUUUCAAUGUUCCAUCAGCUGAGGUAGAAAUGACAGCUUAUGCUAUGCUGGCUUCAAUGUUAUUUUAUGAAGAAAAUGGAGUUGGAGCAUAUCUGCCCAUUGCAAUGUGGAUGUCCAAACAACGUAAUGCAUUUGGAGGAUAUGCUUCUACCCAGGAUACAGUUGUUGGUCUACAUGCUUUAUCUGAGUUUGCUACCAUAUUGCAUGUUGAUAAUGAAGAAGGAAAUGUUACAGAAGGAUUAACUAUUUAUUUGUCUGGAGAUGACCUACAAUCAGUUGUUAAAAUUAAUACUGAUAAUAGUUUACUUCUACAAAAAGUUAAACUUACACAGCUACCGAACAUUGUACGUGCUAAAGCAGCUGGAGCUGGUUGUGCUUUAGUGCAAGCUAAUGUGCGCUAUAACAAACAACCAGAAGAUCUAGACAAUGAUGAACCACUAUUCAACUUAACUGUAAAAACAUCAAGACCAGAUAAUGAUUGUAGCGUGAAAAGGUUAAAAAUUUGUGUCAGUUAUACAAAGAAAGAUGGUAACACUGAUGGUAUGAGCCUUAUUACUGUUUCUAUGGUAACUGGAUGGUCACCUGUUACACAGUCCUUGAAAAAGCUACGAAGUAUGUUUUCAAUGUUGAGUUUGAAGAAAUAUGAAAUAAGUGAUGAAGAUGGAUCAAUAAGCUUUUAUUUUGAUAAGUUGGACAAUCGUAACAGAUGUUUUACAUUCGAUGUUCAACAAAAUAAAGAUUUAGCCGUGUCAGCUCCUAAACCUGCUACUGUUCAAGUCUUCCAGUAUUAUGAAAAAGAAAUAACAACAGUAAAAUCAUAUGAAUUAAAGACCAUUUGUGGAACAAAAGCAGAAAUUCCUAGAGGACCACCAGUAGAUGAAAUCCAAAUAGACCCUUUCUUACAGAGACGAAUUGAAGAAGUGCCUAUAUUUGUACGUGAACCGGGUCCAGCCAGAGAAUUUAACUCAAAGAAUUCGUGUCCAGUAUGUACUGACAGCCCUCCAGAAGAUCUUUUAAAUCUUGUAUGUCAAUCCGGAGCAGUUCUAAAGGCUCUUGCUGGAAGAAAUGGUAAAGUUUCAAUGAAAGUGAAAUCUGAUUUAAAACCUAAAAGAAAACUACGAAUAGAUGAGUUUGUUAGUGUAGAAAUGGAAGAAUCAUGUACUUGUAAUUUGAUCAAUCCUCCAAAAAAAAGUAAGAAAGUGAAACGUGUUCUGAUAUUUACUGAAAAAUCAAUUAUGGAAGCAACCAAUGAAAAAGAGAAAAAAAUAAUCCUCGACUCAAAAAGCCACGUGGUAAAUUUAGAUUUGGAUAAAUCACUGGAGAGACAAGUUCGACUAAUGUCUAAAAAUUGCAGAAAACGACAGCAACCUUAAUAAGCUUGUAAAUGCCCAAAAGUAUUCACCUUUUUAUGGGUUUUAUGUAAAUUUUACCUACAUGUAACUGAUAGGGCAUUUUAUAUAAGAAACUGUGUGUUCCAUGCUAGUCAUAAUAUUUUUUUUUGUCUGUUUUUAUGUUCAGAAGAUGUUUAUAAUCAAUGUAUAUGUUAUUAAAUAUGGAAGGAUAAUGUUGCCAAUAUUAUUUCAAUGUUCAUAGUGCAAGCUGCAUAUGUCAGCAUUUCAAAAAGACAGUUAUAUUAUGCAUUUGUCUAUUAUGCAGAAUGGAGAAGUGUAAUGUGCAAAAUAACUAUUAUACUGUAUUUUGUAUUAUUGAAAAGUGCAUUCUGUAUUUUAACACUGGGACAUUGGCAUUGUGGAGCAAUAGAAAUUGCAAAUUGUAAAACUAAAAUACGUAUUUUGAACUGCUGACAUAUGCAGUUUGCACCGUCAACAUUGAAAUAAUAUUGGCAACGUUAUCCUUCCAUAAUUAAAUGUGUAUUUGACUGUUCUAUUCAAGCAUGCAUAUCUUAUUGUAGUCUAGUAAUAGCCUAAUAAAAUUUAAAAAAAAAAUAAAAAAGGCCCCUGAAAUUAAUUGUUUGCUAUACAAAAUAUUGAUCAGUAUUAUAUAACUAUUUAAAAUCAUUCAUGCAUUACAUAUUUUAAUAAACAAUUUCUAUAAAAUUUAAAUUCUUAACAUAUUUUAACAUUAAUUGUACAUGUAUGUUAUUAUUGCUACAUUUAAUAACUUUAAUAAAUAGAUGUAAUUUUUAUAAUAAAAUAUAAUGUAUUGACAAA